Molecule: messenger RNA, 1361 nt
Organism: Aspergillus versicolor CBS 583.65
Lineage: Eukaryota; Fungi; Ascomycota; Eurotiomycetes; Eurotiales; Aspergillaceae
Exons: 1
Coding region: 154-1011 (285 amino acids)
Molecular function (GO): protein binding
Source: RefSeq, a predicted model, not a curated record
AUCAACUAGUCCUUGUAGGACUAUUGUUAGACUGCAGAGGCAUGGCAUCCGACACGUGGCCAGCACGUGCUCCUACACGAUAAAUAAGGCCCUCCAUCUGCAGUCCCGAUCAGGUUUUCUUCCUAACAAAACUCACCCCGAGACGAUGCACCGAUGGCCGCCAACCAAGUCCUCUCCGUGCCAGAACUUCUAGAGGGCAUCCUAGCCAACCUCCCAGUCCGCAGCUUGCUGCUCAUGCAACGCACCAGUCGGCAGUGGAACGAAGUCAUUACGCACUCUCCGGUGCUGCAGCAGAAGCUGUUCUUCCAGCCCGCCCGGACAUGUCCACAGCCGCAAGAAAACCUGGCCGUGGAGGUAAAUCCGCUCAUCCAGGAAAUUUUCCCUCCGUUUAUAGACGACCUCAAAACUCUCAAUUACGGCAAUCUGGACGACGUGGAAGACGACCUCUGCCUGGUGGAGAGCCGUCCGCCCUACAAAGACGGCGUGGAGAUCCUGUGCCAACAGCAAUGGUACAAGUCUGAGACGAAACGAAAGGCCGUUCUGCGGCCGGACGCAUCCUGGCGCCGCAUGUUUCCUUCACACCCUCCGCCGCGAGUGGGGAAGUUCGAGAUCAAUUUAUCCGGCUGCGGCUGUGGCGAUGAUAUGUUGGAGGCCGAGCUCGUGGACCAGCAGAGUCCAUGCCCACGAAUGGGCUUGAUUUGGGAUUCUGUAGCUUUUAUACUGGAUGACCUUCCUGGCUCUGGAUUUACCAUUUCCUGGUGGCGUCGGAGGCCCAGAGACACCGCCGAUGACGAGGAGCUGAGGAGAAAUUGGGUCCUGGAGCUACUCGUCGAAACACAGCACACUUGGGAGUGUUACAAGGCCCAUGAAGCAUAUGUGCCCUCGGGCUUAAGGGUGGCCGAUUACGACAACCUCAUUUCGUACAAACGAGUUGAUCGAGACGAAAGAUCUCUUACGGAAGGGGAGGCUCCUCCAUUGAGUGUGUUAACACGAGCGCAGAACGAGCAAUAAUACAACAAGUCUCUUGCUACUGCUCGAAUUAAUGAAUCCAUCAACACUUGUUUUCCUUGUCCUUCUUCUGUUUUUCGACUAGUUCCUCAGUAGUCCUUUUAGUGUCGUCAUGAAUCCGUUUAAAGGUACUUUGGACGAAAUGAUGAGUUCUCGCAGAUUCAGCGUAAGGAACUGCAGGAUUACUCCCAUCCUUGCCCAUGUUAUCGACCUAGUAUUGAUUUAUUGGAGUUAGCAGGCUGCAACAAGUUGCCAGCGAGAGUUAGGUAUAGGAACUUUGAACCCACCCAGUGUUUAAAACUGCGACCAUCCUUAAAAUUGUUUGGCUCGGCCUUGAGGAUCGCUUUGUUUUC